Molecule: messenger RNA, 927 nt
Organism: Geosmithia morbida
Lineage: Eukaryota; Fungi; Ascomycota; Sordariomycetes; Hypocreales; Bionectriaceae
Product: NFU1 iron-sulfur cluster scaffold-like protein, mitochondrial
Exons: 2
Coding region: 1-927 (308 amino acids)
Biological process (GO): iron-sulfur cluster assembly
Cellular component (GO): mitochondrion
Molecular function (GO): iron ion binding; iron-sulfur cluster binding
Source: RefSeq, a predicted model, not a curated record
AUGGCUUCGUCAACCAAGACGAUGAUGCCUCGCGCCGCCUCGCGCCUUCUAUCUACCACGCUGGAAUGCCACAUCCGACCAUCACCGAGGUUCUCUCGGAGCAGCGCCGCACCGAUGGCACGUCCCCUGAGUACGCGGGCGGGAUAUGCAGUGUCGAGACCACAAGCUCCGACGAGUCUGUUGCGGCAGCAGCGUCAGCGUCAGCAGAAGUUCCUGUCGGCCGUGGGAGGCGUGCGCAGCAUCUUCAUCCAAACGGAGGGCACGCCCAACCCCGACGCGCUCAAGUUCAUUCCGAACCACCAGGUGGUCCCGGAAAGCCUCAACACGCCCUUCAUCGAGUACAUGAGCCCCCGGUCAACUAUCUCGCCGCCGUACCCGUCCCCGCUGGCGUCGAAGCUGAUGAACAUUGACGGCAUCACGUCCGUCUUCUACGGCGCCGAUUUCAUCACCGUCACCAAGUCGGCCGACACCGAGUGGGCGCACGUGCGGCCCGAGAUCUUCGCCCUCGUCACCGAGGCCAUCACGUCGGGCGAGGCCAUCGUCAACAUCACCGCCAACCACGACGGCGCCGAGCACGAGGCGGAAGAGGACAGCCUCGCUUACAACGAGAACGACGACGACGUCGUCGGCAUGAUCAAGGAGCUCCUUGAGACCAGGAUCCGUCCCGCCAUUCAGGAGGACGGCGGCGAUAUCGAGUUCCACGGCUUCGACGACGGCGUCGUCAAGCUUAAGCUUCGCGGGGCUUGCAGGACGUGUGACUCCAGCACCGUCACCCUCAAGAAUGGUAUUGAGAGUAUGCUCAAACAUUAUAUCGAAGAAGUCACCGAGGUCCAUCAGGUCAUGGAUGAGGGAGAGCAGAUUGCGAUCGACGAGUUUGCCAAGUUCGAAGAGAAGCUGAAGCAGCAGAAGGGGGCCAUUCCCGCAUAG